UAACAACAUUCGCAUCAAAUUGAGAUCGAUCGGAACUGCCGCCCCGGAGCUGAGGAUGGAAGCGCUCCGCCGGUAUCUCCGCCGCCUCCUCUCUUUCCACCUCGCCCUCGCGGCCGCCAUUCUUCAGUGCCUCUUCUCCCCCUUUCCCAAGAUCAAGCGCAUUCCAAUCUUCAUCCCCUUCAUCGACGCCGUCCUUUCCCUCUAUUUCACGUUCGCCUGCAACCUUGUUGAAUGCUCCGUCGAUUUAGACGACCACACCACCGUGCAUUUCUGGGCGCCCGCCCACCGGAAAUUCAACAAGCCUAAUUUGAUAAUGAUACACGGCUAUGGAGGAAAUGCUAAAUGGCAAUUUGUUCCACAGGUGGCCGAACUAUCGAAAUCCUUCAACCUUUACAUUCCGGAUCUCAUAUUCUUCGGGAAAUCCUACACAAGCGGCGCGAACCGCUCCGAUACCUUCCAGGCGGAGUGUAUUGGCUUAGGGCUGAAACGAUUGGGCGUGGAGAGGUGUUCAAUUUACGCCAUCAGCUACGGCGGUUACGUCGGGUAUCGAAUGGCAGAGAUCCGCUCGGAUAUAGUGGAGAAAUUGGUGAUUGUCAGCAGUGGAGUUGGAUGCUCGGAGGAUCAGAAGGCGGAGCAGCUGAAAAGCGUCGGGGUGGAUGUUCUAGAUUUGCUCUUGCCGGAGAAGCCGGACGGCCUCCGCCGUCUCGUCGAGAUGUCGGUUUUCAAGUCCAGUCCGCCUAAGUGGGUCCCGGACUUCAUGCUCCAGGAGUUCAUUGAUGAAAUGUGCAACACUAACCGGAAAGAGAAACAGGAGCUGAUCGAACAUCUGCUGGCAGAUAAUUCUGAAUAUUGCGUUCACAGUUUAAAUAAGGAAACAUUGCUCAUUUGGGGUGACAAAGAUAAGAUCUUCCCCUUAUGCUUUGGGCAUCGGUUGAAAAGAAGCCUGGGAUCGAAUUCCCGGCUGGAAGUGAUCCCGGACACCGGACAUGCGGCGAACAUCGAUUCCCCCCAUACCCUGAAUGCUUUGAUCAAAGAACACAUCUUACCUAACUCAAACCAGUGAAAUUUGUAUCCUGAUCAGAUGGUAUAUAAUAUAACCCUUACAAUGUAUUUAUGUUAGUGAGAAAGCCAAAGAGGAGAUGAAAGGAUUUCCUCCACAGCCUGCCUCAGAUCCUUUGGAUAAUUUCUUCAUUGCAUUUGUCUUAGUUCCAAAUAUAAUAUGUUUGAUUUAAGCAAAGACAUGCAGAUGGGAAUUGUUUGUUUGUUUGUAUAUGAACAGGAAUGUUGUAUUGCAUAUUUUAUUAGUAUAUAUAUAUAUAUAUAUAUUAGGCUAAA
Molecule: messenger RNA, 1335 nt
Organism: Andrographis paniculata
Lineage: Eukaryota; Viridiplantae; Streptophyta; Magnoliopsida; Lamiales; Acanthaceae
Exons: 5
Coding region: 56-1063 (335 amino acids)
Source: RefSeq, a predicted model, not a curated record